CUUGUUGCAGCUAAGAUGCGUCUUAAUCAAAACACGUGAAAUUGAAAACACUGUUCGAUUUAGUACCAUAUUCUCAACGAAAGACUUUGGAUCCACUGGUAGGCUUUUCUUUUUAAAUAACAUUCUAAACUAAAUGCAUAAUUUGAGACAUUAUAUAAUUAAUUCCAGAUUUAAGAAAGAAAAAACACAAGGUUUACUCGUCAAGUGAUGGAGUAAAGUUUUCCGGUUUGCCAUUUAUGUUUGUUGGAACAAAAAUUUUGGAUUGUCAUCACGGAAAAGAUAGGAACCUAAAUUUGAAACUAUCAGUUAAAGAAAAAAGAGAAAAGGAACUGCAAAACGAUCAUGGGUGUAGAAGGAAACACACUCGGAUUGCAGAUUGUAAAAAGUUUGAUUGUCCGGCACAAGUUAUCAUCACAGAAAUGAUAGAAUUCCCAGAGUAUCCAGUAGUUUUACAUUUUGAUUUCUUUUUUUUUAGAUAUGAAAUUUAUGAAAACAGUAAUACAACUUUGAUGUAUUUUUUAUUAAAUACUAUUUAGGUUGUAAAUGACACGGUGCGUAAUAUUAGCAGUCAUGAAGGUCAUAUAGUAACAAAGGUAGAAGUUCAAUUGAUUCAGGCAAUAUGAUUUAUACUUCUGUUUAAAAGUAAUUUUAAUUGUUUAUCUAUUUUUCUAUUUGGGAUUCCGGUAUAACCCAAAAAAUAGAUUCAGAAAUUGUUUCCAAAAUCGAUAUGUAUGUAAAGGAAGGUGUCACGGACACGAAAGAGACGAAAAGAUUGUUGAAAAUACAUGUCAAGAAAGAAAUGUUUAAGGAAACAAAAUUGCCAGAACCAUCAAAUAAAAGAUUUUACCCACGGAAUGCAACAAUACGUAACCAUGUAACUCAUAUUAGAAGAAAGUUGUGUCAUUCACUUAUCGAUCAAGAGUGCCUUCAAAAAAAGAUAAAAGAAUGGACAGAUUCAGAUCCAACCACUAAAAUAUACUUUAGACCUAAAGAAUUGUUGGCAAAAAAGAUUGUUAGAAAAGUAUGCAAGCGAAAUGAUAUUACUCGAUGCUACAUACCGUACCGAAAUUGUAAGAAAAAUGAAGGACGAUGUUCCAAAAGAAAGUGGCGUUCCCUUGCUGCAAAAGUUAGAUGUGAAACCAGAUAAGAAAACUUCAUAUAAAUAUAUGUCACUUCCGA
Messenger RNA from Hydractinia symbiolongicarpus, 1179 nucleotides. RefSeq lists its product as uncharacterized. The record is from RefSeq and is a predicted model, not a curated record. NCBI's taxonomy places the organism in Eukaryota, Metazoa, Cnidaria, Hydrozoa, Anthoathecata, Hydractiniidae. Gene Ontology annotation, molecular function: DNA-binding transcription factor activity. The coding region runs from base 728 to 1147 and encodes 139 amino acids. The transcript is spliced from 3 exons.